Messenger RNA from Hipposideros armiger (great roundleaf bat), 5653 nucleotides. RefSeq names its product chloride voltage-gated channel 1 (gene CLCN1). Gene Ontology annotation, cellular component: plasma membrane. The record is from RefSeq and is a predicted model, not a curated record. Gene Ontology annotation, molecular function: voltage-gated chloride channel activity. Lineage: Eukaryota; Metazoa; Chordata; Mammalia; Chiroptera; Hipposideridae. Gene Ontology annotation, biological process: chloride transport; transmembrane transport. The transcript is spliced from 23 exons. Bases 76 to 3042 code for a protein of 988 amino acids.
AGGGGACAGGCUUAAGGAGCUGUACUGGGGGGCGAACGGGGCCAAGCAGGCCACGGCCUGGCCUGGGGAGGCAGCAUGAAGCCAUCGGAGUCCCAGAGGCGUGGGGGCGAACAAAGCUGGUGGGGUAGCGCCCCCCAGUACCAGUACAUGCCCUUCGAACACUGCAGCAGCUACGGACUGCCCUCUGAGAAUGGGGGCCUCCAGCACAGGCUCCGGAGGGAUGCAGGCCCCCAUCCCAACAGCCACUCCACACAGAUUUACGGCCAUCACAAAGAGCAAUUCUCAGACAAGGAGGAGGGCAUGGGGAUGCCCAAGAAGACGGGCUCCAGUGCCAGCACGGACAGCAAGGAUGAGGACCACUAUUCUAAAUGUCAAGAUUGUAUGUGCCGCCUGGGACGCAUGGUAAGAAGAAAAUUAGGGGAAGACUGGAUCUUUCUGGUGCUUCUGGGACUGCUUAUGGCUCUGGUUAGCUGGAGCAUGGAUUAUGUCAGUGCUAAAACCCUUCAGGCCUACAAGUGGAGCUACUACAAGAUGCAGCCCAACCUGCCUCUGCAGUACCUGGUCUGGGUCACCUUCCCACUUACGCUCAUCCUCUUCAGCGCCCUCUUCUGCCACCUUAUCUCUCCCCAGGCCGUUGGGUCUGGGAUCCCUGAAAUGAAGACGAUACUCCGUGGGGUUAUCCUGAAGGAAUAUCUCACCCUCAAGGCCUUCGUGGCCAAGGUUGUGGCCCUGACUGCUGGGCUGGGCAGUGGCAUCCCUGUGGGGAAGGAGGGCCCGUUUGUCCACAUUGCCAGCAUCUGUGCUGCUGUCCUCAGCAAGUUUAUGUCUGUGUUCAGUGGGGUAUAUGAGCAGCCAUACUAUUACACUGACAUGCUGACGGUGGGCUGUGCUGUUGGAGUCGGCUGUUGUUUUGGGACGCCACUUGGAGGAGUGCUCUUCAGCAUCGAGGUCACCUCUACCUACUUUGCCGUGCACAACUACUGGCGGGGGUUCUUUGCGGCCACGUUCAGUGCCUUUGUUUUCCGUGUGCUUGCCGUGUGGAACAAGGAUGCCGACACCAUCACUGCUCUCUUCAGAACCAGUUUCCGAAUGGAUUUCCCCUUUGACCUGAAGGAACUCCCAGCCUUUGCCAUCAUCGGGAUUUGCUGUGGGCUCCUGGGAGCUGUAUUUGUGUAUCUGCAUCGCCAAGUCAUGCUCGGAGUCCGAAACAACAAGGCCCUCAGCCAGUUUCUUGCUAAGCAUCGCCUGUUGUAUCCUGGAAUUGUCACCUUUGUCAUCGCCUCAUUCACCUUUCCACCAGGAAUGGGUCAAUUCAUGGCUGGAGAGUUGAUGCCUCGGGAAGCGAUCAGCACCCUCUUUGACAACAAUACGUGGGUAAAACACGUAGGUGAUCCCGAAAGCCUGGGCCGGUCAGCUGUGUGGAUCCACCCACAGGUCAACGUUGUCAUCAUCAUCUUCCUCUUCUUUAUCAUGAAGUUCUGGAUGUCCAUCGUGUCCACCACUAUGCCCAUACCCUGUGGAGGCUUCAUGCCUGUGUUUGUCCUCGGAGCUGCAUUUGGAAGGCUGGUAGGAGAGAUCAUGGCCAUGAUAUUCCCUGAUGGUAUCUUAUUUGAUGACAUCAUCUACAAGAUCCUACCUGGGGGCUAUGCAGUAAUUGGAGCAGCAGCGCUGACUGGCGCAGUGUCCCACACAGUCUCCACAGCUGUGAUUUGCUUCGAAUUAACGGGUCAGAUUGCUCACAUCCUACCCAUGAUGGUGGCUGUUAUCUUGGCCAACAUGGUGGCUCAGAGUCUGCAACCCUCCCUCUAUGACAGCAUCAUCCAGGUCAAGAAGCUACCCUACUUGCCUGACCUUGGUUGGAACCAGCUCAGCAAAUUUACAAUCUUUGUUGAAGACAUCAUGGUCCGUGAUGUGAAGUUUGUUUCAGCUUCUUGCACGUACAGGGAGUUGCAAACCCUGCUCCAGACGACCACAUUCAAGACUUUACCACUGGUUGAUUCGAAAGAUUCAAUGAUCCUGCUGGGCUCCGUGGAGCGGUCCGAGCUGCAGGCCCUUCUGCAGCGCCACCUGUGUCCUGAGCGGAGGUUGCGGGAAGCGCAGGACUUGGCCAGGAAGCUGUCUGAGCUGCCUUAUGACGGGAAGACUCGGCAGGCUGGAGAGGGGUGCCGCGGCUUCUCUGGGGGCCGGCCGGAGUCCUUCGCCUUUGUGGAUGAGGAUGAAGAGGAGGACCUUCCCUGGAAGCCUGAGAUGCCUCCUCUUCCUCCUCCUCACCCCCUUCCUACUGUCCCACUGCACCCCGAAGAGCCCAAUGGGCCCCUGCCCAACCACAAACAGCAGCCAGAAGCACCGGAGCCUGCAGGUCAAAGACCCUCCAUCUUUCAGUCCCUGCUGUGCUGCUUACUGGGCAAAACCCGCCCCACAAAGAAGAAAACAAGUCAGGACUCAACGGAUUUAGUGGAUAACAUGUCGCCUGAAGAGAUUGAGGCCUGGGAGCAGGAGCAGCUGAGCCAGCCUGUCUGUUUUGACUGCUGCUGUAUUGACCAGUCCCCUUUCCAACUGGUGGAGCAGGCGUCCCUGCACAAGACGCACACGCUGUUCUCGCUCCUGGGCCUCCACCUUGCCUAUGUGACAAGUAUGGGGAAGCUCCGGGGGGUGCUGGCAUUGGAGGAGCUGCAGAAGGCCAUCGAGGGGCACACCAAGUCGGGGGUGCAGCUCCGCCCUCCCCUUGCCAGCUUCCGGAACACAACUUCAACUCGAAAGACUCCUGGGGGCCCGCUCCCUCCCGCAGAGGCCUGGAGCCUGCCUGAGGAUGGAACUGAGGCCACUGGGCCAGAGGACGCGGCCCCUGCCUUGCCCGAGACCGCCGAGCCCUCCCCCUGUGCAGAUCCCCCUCUCUCCCUGGCUCCAGCCAAGGCGGAAGGGGAGCUGGAGGAGCUGGAGCUGGUGGAGAGUCCAGGGCUGGAAGAGGAGCUGGCUGACAUCCUGCAGGGCCCCAGCCUGCGAUCCACAGAUGAGGAGGAGGACGAUGAACUGAUCCUUUGACCACCUCUUGAGACCACCUCCCGAGAGAGAAGAGGAAAAGACGCCCAGGCCAGAGUGCAGUUGUGUGGGAGAGAGUAUGUCCUAACGUUGGAGAGAUCGCACCGAUAUCCUGGCCCUCCUGGGAAUCUUAAAAUGUGACAGUGAGAGUCUUAGAGGAGGCGUUGGAAUCUGGGCAGAGAGUAGCUGCGGUCGAUAAUCUAGGCCUUUUCCCCGCUUUCCAGACAUCCCAGUGAAGAGUCCCUGAUUCCGCAUGGGGCUUCCUGAGCUUUCCUGGUGUGCGAGUGGGGAACUCCCUGCCCCUCUGUGCUUCCCCUCAUUCCCCCACAGCUUUUCCAGUGUUCUUGUCCCAGCAGCCUCCUGGCUUGUCCAUCCGACCUUCAGUCUCCACGGGGUGAAUAAAGGGAGGCCCAGGACAACUGUGGCCCUGCAAGUGCCAUCUUGGAGGAGGAGAUGGGACCACCUUAUGACCUCAUAGACUGGCGGCCUCAGAACACACUCGCCAACCCUCCACAGCCUCGUGUCUCAGAGUCCCCACCACCCUGGUGGGCUCCCCUCUUGCCCACAUCCACUCUCCUAAAUUAGCCUCCAGACUCGUCUGGCUCCCAGUACCUGUCCCCAAGCCAGGGCCAUUACGAGGGCAGUGAAAGGCCAAUCCCAUCUCCCUCUCCUUUGUCCCCCAUUUAAGUAGUCAACUGUGCAUAAAGAGACUAAAGGGAGCAGCCUAGAAGAGCUUCCACACUUGGCAAGUCAGAACCUUAUCCUCCCCAAAUCAGCAACAGGGAGCCUGCCAUUAGCUUGCCUUUGCUGUAAGUGGUCCCAGGGGCUCCCAGCAUCCAGAAACCCUCGCUUCCACACCCAGUGCUUCGCGCCCUCCUUGCUUUGAUGCCUUCUUUAGUUGUGUCCCCUGUCCAGCAUGACAGUCUCCUCCCUCCUUCCCCUCCCAGGGGCCCAGUCUCCUUCAUCCCCCAAAGAAGACACUCAUAGUCAGAGGAUGCCACCACAUUCUGUUUAGUGCCGUUGAACAUAGCCUGGAGCCCCCCCAGCGUUCCAUCCCUGCCCCCUCCCCAGGCCAAGAGAGAGAGGCUGCAACCUGAGGAGGGGGCUGGCAGUGGGCAUUCAAGCCCAUGCCCACGUGUAUAUACUCUAUAAUAUUUAUAUAUAUUUAUAUAUAAUUCUCUCUGUAAUAUAUGUCAUAGAAUCUCUCUUGGGCCUGGGGUGGGGACGUCACAUUAAGAAUACAUGCUAAGACUGGCCAUAAAAAUGGAUUAAUUCCCCAGACCUGGAAGACGAGUAUGGGCUGAUAGGUGGGGGCAGGGAGAAGGUCUUAAACUCAUUCACCAGGAUUCCCUCCUUAACACAAGGAUAAGAAGGAAUGGGGUGGGGUUCCGGGAAGGGGGGCAGUGGAAGGGGAAUAAUGGAAGAUUUGGGUUUUCCUUUAAUAAACUGAAUUGAAAAUAAAAGUGCACCCCCUCCCCCCCACCAUAAGAAAAUCAUGUAGCAUGAGCAGUUUCAUUCACAAUAAUGUAAAGACAGCCCUGUUCCCGGACUGUUGUAAAUCGUGCUGCACAGCCUUUAACCCCAAAGGAAAAGCGACCCUCCCCCACCCCAACAGCCUCUUCCUGCACAUGCUCCCCCUCCCCCCAAAAAGGCUAUAAGCAAACCCCAUGCACCCUGCCCCCAGCACCAGAGGCAGUUCCUUCCUCCCGAAGAGUCCUAAGAGGGUCCCAGGCCAGCUCCCUGGGGCCUCUCCCUCUUCAGAGUGGGAGGGAAGCUCCUUGCAAAUGCAGACCCUCAGCUGACCUCUGGUCUGCACGUAUGCCAGCCGCCAGCGCGCUGGGGAUGUGGAGCCCUGCUGGUGUCUUAACUGCUCGAUUCCUUCACAGUUCAGUCCUCCUUGGGCAGGAACCGAAGGAAGGCUUCCUCGAGGAGGCAAGGAGGAAAGAACGUUGCUUUCGUCUAACCUCCCGUUAACUCCCCAGGGCCCUGAGCAAAAAGGAACUGUGAUGAAUGAGCCCACUCCCUGGAGUGGAUGUCCACUGCGGUCUGGGGGCAGAAUACGGGGCACGAAGGGGAUGAGACUCAGAGGAAAAGAUGGUGCACAGGGAGAGCAAGUUGCUCCAGGCGAGGAAACAGGGACCCCCCUGAGCAUGCAUGCAGAGCCCCAAGACCUGCAGCAGGAGUGCAGGGCAUGGGCGCAAGGCCGCUUGCCAGGGCUCCUAGACAGGAGGUCCUGGGACCUUGCGAGUCAGGUCACAUGAUCACACAAGCCACAGCUUUAAAUGAGGUAAGCGGUUCACCCCCCUGGCUCACCAUGCAUACUUCUGUCUACUCCAACAACUGACCUCCUCCCCUGAGGACAUGGGACCCCAGCCUUGGUUGCAUGUCAGGUGCAGGCGUGUAUGAACGUGUGAACUUCAUGGGGGGGAGGGGGAGUAGGGUCAUAGAUGGACAGAAACACCCCAACUCUCAACCUCCUCAUUCCAAAGAAAUAGGCCUCUGGGGUGGGGGCAGGGAUAGUUUGUGCCCAGGGUCUGAGAGAGGUGACAGUGCUCGCUUUUUGGCAGAGGACACAAGCGGUAGGACCCCCGAUGAAGUUUGGGUAGGGCAGGAG